AGGAUUCUAAAUUCUUUAAAGCUCUGUUUUCAGGAAAUUUUUCUGAGAACUUUUUACCUCCAGAAGAUCAGUGGAAUUUGAUCUGAAGGCUGGCCAUGACAUCGCAAGGCCAAAGUUUGAAUUCCACCUUUGAUGAUAACUGUCAAGUGAAAUUUCGAGAGACGCUUCUGACUAUUGAUUCGUACCUGGGGGUUCAAGAUGUGGAGCACCUGAAGUUUCUCUGCCGAGACUCCAUCGCCCCUAAGAACCUGGAAAAGUGUGGCUCAGCCUUGGAUAUCUUUGAUUACCUGUUGGCAGAGGAAUGGCUGAGCGAGGAAGACCCCUUCUUCCUGGCGGAGCUCCUCUACAUCAUCAAGCAGAAUGUCCUCCUUCGGCACCUCCACUACACCAAGGAGCAGGUGGAGCGCUGGCUGCCUGUCCGCAGGAAGGUCUCUCUGUUCAGAAACCUGCUCUAUGAACUGUCAGAAGACAUCAACUCAGAGAACUUAAAGAGCAUGAUCUUCCUUCUGAGGGAGUCGAUUCCAAAAGUGCAGAUGACCUCUCUAAGUUUCCUGGCAUAUCUGGAGAAACAAGAUAAAAUAGAUGAAGAUAAUCUGGCAUUAUUGGAGCACCUCUGCAAAAAAACUGUACCUAAUCUUAUGAGAAAGAUAGACAAAUAUAAAAGAGAGAAAGCCUCCCAGGAAAGGGCACCUCCUGUAGCCAAGGAAACUGAGUCAUCGCAUCAAGGAGAGAAAGAACUAUUUUCCCGCUCGGACAUUAACCAAUUGUUUGGAGCCUUGCCGGAGGUGUCCUGGCAAGAUGAGCAUGCACAGAGUAAUGGUGGCACAGCAACCCCGGUCUCCGUGGAGAUGUUGGGAGCAUCUGUUGACACUCUAACUUCUGAAACCAGCACAAAGGAGACAGCUGUGUACAGGAUGGAUCGGAAACACAGAGGGCAUUGUGUUGUUGUGAAUAACCACAGUUUUACCUCACUGUCAGAAAGACCAGGGACCAAUAAAGACGCUGAGUGCCUGACGCGUGUGUUUCAGUGGCUUGGGUUCAGCGUGCAUACUUAUGUCAAUGUGACUAAAGGCCGCCUAGAGGAGGUUCUGCAGUAUUUUCAGACUCAUCCAGGCCACGCUGAUGGAGACUGCUUUGUGUUCUGUGUUCUGACCCAUGGGAAAUUUGGAGCUGUCUAUUCUUCUGAUGGGGACCUCAUUCCCAUCCGGCAGAUCAUGUCUCACUUCACAGCUCAGCAGUGUCCUGCUCUGGCUCACAAACCCAAACUCUUUUUCAUCCAGGCCUGUCAAGGUGAAGAAAUACAACCUUCCGUAUCCAUUGAAGCAGAUGCAGUAAAUCCUGAGCACGUGCCCCCUUCCCUUAAGGACAGUGUUCCAGUUGAGGCGGAUUUCCUUCUUGGCCUGGCCACUGUCCCCGGCUACAUGUCCUUUCGUCACGUGGAGGAAGGUAGCUGGUAUAUCCAAUCUCUGUAUAAUCAUCUGAAGGACUUGGUCCCAAGACAGGAAGAUAUCUUAUCCAUUCUCACUGCUGUCAACAAUGAUGUGAGUCGACAAGCGGACAAACGCGGAACAAAAAAACAGAUGCCUCAGCCUGCUUUCACACUACGUAAAAAAGUAGUAUUCCCUGUGCCACAGGAAGAAUUUUUACUAUAGUAGAAAGUUUUGAUCGACGCUUAAACUUGAAAAGACCCUUUGGGCAUCGCUUCCAACCUCCCACCUGUCAUAGAAAUCAGUGACAGGUAGUGAGCUGGCCUCCACCUGUCAUUCUAGUAGAAGAACAUGCUCUAUUUUCUGACACAACAAAAUCUGUUUUUUUUUUUGUUUUUUUUAAGAUAAGUCUAAAUGGUAGAAAACUUUCUUUAUUGAAGCCUUGGACUGUAGUCUUGAAUUUAGCUGUGCACCCCAAGAAAAAAGUGAUUAGCCUCGGUUUGUGCAUCUGUGAAGUAAAAGGUGGGACCGGGUGUAUUUUAAGAUUCCUUUUAGCUCAGAACCACUGUUCGUGGCCUUGACUGAGCUUAGAUUUCCCUUCUAUAUAUGCUCACACCUUGUUAUAAUUCUGUAUCCCCUCUGCAUGGUCUUGUUUUGGACACUGGAUGAUGAUGAGAUCAUGGUUCAAUGACCCUCUCCUUGUUCUCCCCUAAAGUUUGAUCUGUGCCACACCCAUUUCCUGCUUUAGUGUAAGGAAGGUGUUUCUGCAGGCAGUGUUUCUCUUGGGACAGGAGCAGGGUUGGCUCUCGGAAGAUGACAGCUCAGCGUGAAGACAGACACAUUCAGCUGCUCUGGGAGCACAAACUUUACACCCUUGUAUUAAAUUCCAUGUUGGUCAGGACCUUUCAGACGUCGCUGACAGAACACCCACCUCACACCAACGAAAGCAAAAAAGAAAAUUGGUUGCUUCUUUCACCUGAAAACACAUGAACACGGAGACUGGCUUCAGGUGAGGCUUGAAUCAGGACUAAAUCUGCACACAGCAUCUCUCUCGGUCAGAGUCCUCAGGGUUGGCAGCUGACUGUAGUCAACAGCCCCUGCCUUAGCUCUAACACGCUCUGCUGCUCUGACCCAAAGUGAUGAGGAGAGAGGCGGCCUCAGGGACUGAAGAUGUUCACAGGGCUUGUUGCUCUCUCUAGCCAGGCAGUGUCUGGCUAUGCCUUCUGGAGGGGGAGGCUCUGUAUGGAAGCCUUGAUACUUAAAAAAUUAAGGUUGUGAACACUCCUAUGUAAUGAAUUUUUUUUCUUUUAAUUUCAAGAGGAAUUUUAAAUUCUUGGAAGGAAUUAAAUGUUAGUUCCUGGAAGGAGGGAGAUUGAAAGUCCUGUGGUUAAUGACUUCAUUUAUAGAUAAAGAAACUAAAGCCCAAGGAGACAGAGUGAUUUGCUACAACGUCCAGCCAGCUAUAUCAUUUACAGGAUUUUGUUUCCCACUUAACUGAACUGGAAUGUCAUGGGUCAUAACAGGACUUUAUGAGCAUUUCUUGGAUAUGUAGGUGCUCAUGAAAGAUGUCAGGGAAUGAAGAAAAAAUAACUCAGUGAUGCUUGAUUUUAUAAUUAUUUUUAUGAAAGUCAAAUUAAUGUCUGGCAAAUUUGCAGUGAGAAAUAUUCAUAAGAACCUUGUUAUAAUGUAGCUAGUAAUUACAUGGAUUUGAAUGUAGGUUGACCAAGGAAACAAAUCUCAUAUAUAUGUCAGGAUGAUCUUCCAAAAUCAUUGUUCAUACAAGUCAAAGCUAACAGCUGGUGGGUGCAGUCUUUGUCCAAUUGGAUAUACACAGCUUUUGGCCAUUUAACAGUCCUUUGCUAGUUGAAGGAUGAUUUGGUACAAAGGAAAGAGCAAAGGGUCUGGAGAGAGAAGCCUUGGGUUUCUGUUGUAUGCUGUGAUUCCCUUGCUCUGAGACACUAAAUCAAGCUAGUUUUUUGAGGCUUAUCUAUAUAGCAGAGAAGUAUUAUCUGUUGGGAGGAUUAAGGUUUAAAUCUAAUUGUGGCGUGGUGCAUAUAGGCCCAUGGUAGCAGUAUUCUGGUAGUAACCUUAAUGGAAGUAGCAGAGUUUGAGUUCCUUUGCAUCUAAUUCCUGCUGACUUUUAGCUUCAAAUCAACAGUAGCAACACCCGCUGAUAUUCUCUGACUGAGGAACAACCAGGCCAGCUCUUGGCUCUGAGUCCAGCUGGGCAACACAGGUGAUGAAUUCUCCUGCAUCAGAAAUAUGUGGGGCUAGAUGUUGAAGUCCUGGGCCUGUGUUCUAUUUUAUAUUUCUGUUUCACUGGAACUUAGUGCAUGUGCACGGUUAAACUGUAGAAUCAGGAAACUUUCCAUGAACUUUCUUUACGGAGGCCUCCAGCAAGCAUGUGAGGAAUCACUAGACAUUUAUGCCUGUGAGUCAUGGGUCUAUACAGACAGCAGGAGUGCAGUCGUUCUUGGCUCAUUUUUCCUAAAUGGAGCAUAUGCACACUUGGCCCUUGUCUGUAUUUGUGUGUGUGUGUGUGUGUGAAUUUAGAGUCCACAGACAAAAGGAAGUGAUUGAUCACAACCAUUUGGCAGUGCCUACAGCCAUUGUCUGUCCAGACAUUUAUGAUGAAAAUGGCAGAUGGAAUAAGGUUUCUGUAUAUUUUGCCUAGUUUUGCUCAACCUACAAGAGCUGUAGUUAAUUUUUUCUUUUCUCUUUAUCGCUCAAAUUUUGGCUUCUACGAAACAAAAUGAAAGACAUGAAAACUUUUGAUAGAGUAUUAUGCAAAUGUUAGUUAUUUAAUAAUGAUACUACCGGUGUUUAGCAUUAUUAGGACUAUUAGUCACUACAGCAUCCUACUGGCAUCUGCUUCAGGGACUCACCAUGGUGGUGGGCAGGUUUGAUAUCGUGGCAUUUCCCUUAGCAAUAUAAUUAUUCCCCUAAUACUCAGGUAAUUUAAACAUAUAUGCAACUAGUACAUUGUGGUUACUGACCAAUCAGACCAGACACUGAUCAGUUUAACACAACAGUUAAUGAGGCUGAAUAGCAGCCAAAGAUCAGUGAUCAAGUCUCUGCUGAGGUGAACCAAAUUAGACAUUUACCUCAUUUUAUAGACGACUUGUGUGCCAUAUCGGAUUGACAAAAUUUUCCAGGUCGGAUACUUUCUGAGUGACCUAGUCAAAUUCUCAACCUGAAAUUCUUCGGCCCUUAGGUUUUUGUGGAUUUAUCUUCAGGAUCUGAGAGUCCUCCACCUUCAUUUUUAAAUGUUGUCAUUCCUUUUGGGGGUAAUCUUUAAAAAUUAAUACAAGUGCCCUUCGUUUUUAAAUGUUGUCAUUUUUAAAUAUUGUCAUUCCUUUUGGGGGUAAUCUUUAAAAAUUAAUACAAGUGCCCUUCAUUUUUAAAUGUUGUCAUUUUUAAAUGUUGUCAUUCCUUUUGGGGGUAGUCUUUAAAAAUUAAUACAAGUGCCCUUCUCUUCCGUAUGACCACCUCGUAUUUGCGUACCGCCACCUAACUUCUGUGCUCACAUCCGGGUGCCCACAGAAAGUGAUGAACUUUACAUUGCACUUUUAAAUGUAGCAUAGAUUAGGGUCCACGGCUGGGGAUUCUCAGGUUUAUUGUCAAGUGUCAGUGGUUAAUCUGUUUGAAACCUGCUCCAAUCCAUCCUCUCAACCCUAUAGACUCUACUUCACCAUCCCUCCCCUUAACUCUUCGAGCAGAGGGAACUCACACCACACACAGAGUCAUGGAUUUGAGAGACCCUGUGGUCCAGCCUUCAGAGUGUUAAAUUUACCAAAGUCUCACAGCUGUUAGUGGAGGAUUUGCAAUCCUCUGUAUCUCUUGCUUUGCAAUCCUGCCAUCUGGUUUCAGCUGCAGACAGCUUUAAUUAUCUUUUUCUCUGUUGGUCUUGAAUCUGCCCCCUUAGAAUGUACUUAGAACCACGGGUUCUCAUUCUAAACUCUGGAGACAUACCAAGCAAGGGUAACUAUCGUCUGGUGAGGUAUAUGUUGUAUGUGACAAGUUUUUUUUUAACUUUUUUCUGGUAGGGUCUGAGUCUUGUCAAAAGUCUGCAGUUUGCUCUUAAAGAUGUGGUAAAAAUAUAGUGACAUAUUUGUAUCUUUAAACAGAAACUAAAUUUCUGAAAGUAGAACCCUUUUAAAAAAGCACUAAAAAAGCAAUAAGGGAAUUUCCUGUUUAAAGAAAGACCCAUUUGGCAAUGCAAACAUUGUAUUUAACAUAACUUUUGCAUGUAUGAACAUUUAAAAGAGGGUUUUUCUAUUAAAAUUUUUAGAUUAUAUUAAAUUUUACUAUUUAAAUGUAUUUUUGAAUAGGUGCUAUCUUUACAUUGUAUGAAGAUAAGAAAAUAUGAAAGGGUGUUCAAGAAAAGUUUUGCCCCCAUUUCUGUGCAAUGCCUGCCCAGUCCUCUGUCCUCCUCAUCCCAUAGAUAAUUUCAGGGUUUCUUAGUGCAAAUGCAAAUACAACAAAGAAAAAUAUAUGUGCAUUUUAAAAUAAGAAUUUCUUGAAACAAAGUAUAUAUUGUACACUGUGAAACUCACAUCUCUCAUUUGGUCUUAUUUAAAAUGAUGCUGUAAGAUGCCUGGAAAUAUUGGUACAAUUCUAGAAUGGGAAUAACUUUAUGAGCUUUGUGGACUGAGUACUUGUAAAUAAUAGUA
Messenger RNA from Physeter macrocephalus (sperm whale), 6100 nucleotides. It is a transcript of the gene CASP10, whose product is annotated as caspase 10. NCBI's taxonomy places the organism in Eukaryota, Metazoa, Chordata, Mammalia, Artiodactyla, Physeteridae. Gene Ontology annotation, biological process: proteolysis; regulation of apoptotic process. Bases 96 to 1652 code for a protein of 518 amino acids. The transcript is spliced from 10 exons. The record is from RefSeq and is a predicted model, not a curated record. Gene Ontology annotation, molecular function: protein binding.